Molecule: messenger RNA, 999 nt
Organism: Cyclospora cayetanensis
Lineage: Eukaryota; Apicomplexa; Conoidasida; Eucoccidiorida; Eimeriidae
Product: 26S proteasome regulatory subunit 8 homolog B
Exons: 5
Coding region: 1-999 (332 amino acids)
Biological process (GO): proteasome-mediated ubiquitin-dependent protein catabolic process
Cellular component (GO): proteasome regulatory particle, base subcomplex
Molecular function (GO): ATP hydrolysis activity; proteasome-activating activity; ATP binding
Source: RefSeq, a predicted model, not a curated record
AUGAAGGUUGAAAAGGUUCCCGACAGCACGUACGAGAUGGUGGGAGGACUUGAUCAGCAAGUCAAAGAAGUGAAGGAAGUUAUUGAACUCCCCAUCAAGCAUCCCGAGCUCUUUGAAUCGCUCGGUAUCUCGCAGCCAAAGGGUGUGCUGCUGUAUGGGCCUCCGGGAACAGGAAAAACGCUGCUGGCUCGGGCCGUCGCACACCACACGGAGUGUACAUUCAUUAGGGUGUCUGGUGGUGAGUUGGUGCAAAAGUAUAUUGGGGAAGGAAGUCGCAUGGUGCGUGAGCUGUUUGUCAUGGCUAGACAGCACGCUCCCUCGAUUAUCUUCAUGGACGAAAUUGACUCGAUUGGCUCUCAAAGGACCGAAGGCGAACACGGCGACUCUGAGGUGCAGCGGACUAUGAUGGAGCUGCUCAACCAGCUGGAUGGCUUCGAGAGCACCAAGAACAUCAAGGUUAUUAUGUGCACGAAUAGAAUCGACAUCCUUGAUGAAGCCCUCCUGCGGCCGGGUCGUAUUGACAGGAAGAUCGAGUUUCCUAACCCGAACCUCGAGGCACGGACAGAGAUUUUAAAAAUUCACAGCCGCAAAAUGAAUUUGAUGCGAGGAAUAGACCUCAAAAAAAUCGCGCAAGAGACCAACGGAGCUUCAGGGGCGGAGGCGAAGGCGGUCUGUACUGAGGCUGGCAUGUUUGCUCUGAGAGAGAGACGUAUGCACGUGACUCAGGAGGAUUUCGAGAUGGCUGUUGCCAAGGUAAGCGAGCGAUUUCCUGAACUGGCGGCUCUCGCUGUGGACACAGCACUGCUGCUCUUCGCCUUCGAGGUGUGUCUGUGUGUGUUGGCGGAGAGACGCGAGGGUCGCUCUGUGCGCUUGUGCGCUUGUGCUGGGCCAGGUGAUGAAGAAAGAUGCAGAGCGAAACAUGUCUCUCAGGAAGCUCUGGAAGUAGCACCCUGUGAGAAUGGGGAAGCGAGAACGCUACAGAGAGGGCUUUCCGUGUAG